GGCAGCGGCGGCGGGCACCGGGCACCGCGGCAGGCGGGCGGGCGGGCGGGCAUGGGGGGCGCUCGGAGCGGCCCCGGCGGCCGGGCCCGCAUCACCGCGGCGUCCCUCCGCUAGAGGAGGGGACCAAGCCAAUUCUCCUUUGCAGCAAAAAAUUACAUGUAUAUAUUAUUAAGAUAAUAUAUACAUCUGAUCUCAUUUUUUAGAAAAAGUUUAUUUUGCUCCAUUUUUGAAAAAGAGGGAGCGUGGGUGGUGAGCGGUUUUUAUAAAUUAUUCUUAUUUUCUGUUAUCUGUCCUCGUCCCUCCCCACCCCCUGCUGAAGCGAGAAUAAGGGCAGGGACCGCGGCUCCUACCUAUCGGUAACCCCCUUACCCGUCCCCCCCUCCGCCCCAACGCCCAGCACAGUGCCCUGCACACAGUAGGCGCUCAAUAAAUGUUCGUGGAUGAUGAUGAUGAUGAUGAUGAAAAAAAUGCAGCAUCAACGGCAGCAGCAAGCGGACCACGCGAACGAGGCAAACUAUGCAAGAAGCACCAGACUGCCUCUUUCUGGUGAAGGACCAGCUUCUCAGCCGAAUAGCUCCAAGCAGACCGUCCUGUCUUGGCAAGCUGCAAUCGAUGCUGCUAGACAGGCCAAGGCUGCCCAAACUAUGAGCGCCUCUGCACCCCCACCUGUAGGAUCUCUCUCCCAAAGAAAACGUCAGCAAUACGCCAAGAGCAAAAAACAGGGUAACUCGUCCAACAGCAGACCUGCUCGAGCCCUCUUCUGCUUGUCACUCAAUAACCCCAUCCGAAGAGCCUGCAUUAGCAUAGUGGAAUGGAAACCAUUUGACAUAUUUAUAUUAUUGGCUAUUUUUGCCAAUUGUGUGGCCUUAGCUAUUUACAUCCCAUUCCCUGAAGAUGAUUCUAAUUCAACAAAUCAUAACUUGGAAAAAGUAGAAUAUGCCUUCCUGAUUAUUUUUACAGUCGAGACCUUUUUGAAGAUUAUAGCAUAUGGAUUAUUGCUACAUCCUAAUGCUUAUGUUAGAAAUGGAUGGAAUUUACUGGAUUUUGUUAUAGUAAUAGUAGGAUUGUUUAGUGUAAUUUUGGAACAAUUAACCAAAGAAACAGAAGGCGGUAACCACUCCAGUGGCAAAUCAGGAGGCUUUGAUGUCAAAGCCCUCCGCGCCUUUCGAGUGUUACGACCACUUCGACUAGUAUCAGGAGUGCCCAGUUUACAAGUUGUCCUGAACUCCAUUAUAAAAGCCAUGGUCCCCCUCCUUCACAUCGCCCUUUUGGUAUUAUUCGUAAUCAUAAUCUAUGCUAUUAUAGGAUUGGAACUUUUUAUUGGAAAAAUGCACAAAACAUGUUUUUUUGCUGACUCAGAUGUCGUAGCUGAAGAGGACCCAGCGCCAUGUGCGUUCUCAGGGAAUGGACGCCAGUGUACCGCCAAUGGCACAGAGUGUAGAAGUGGCUGGGUUGGCCCAAAUGGAGGCAUCACCAACUUUGAUAACUUUGCCUUUGCGAUGCUCACUGUGUUUCAGUGCAUCACCAUGGAGGGCUGGACAGAUGUGCUCUACUGGAUGAAUGAUGCUAUGGGAUUUGAAUUGCCCUGGGUGUAUUUUGUCAGUCUCGUCAUCUUUGGGUCAUUUUUCGUACUAAAUCUUGUACUUGGUGUAUUGAGCGGAGAAUUCUCAAAGGAAAGAGAGAAGGCUAAAGCACGGGGAGAUUUCCAGAAGCUCCGGGAGAAGCAGCAGCUAGAAGAGGAUCUGAAGGGUUACUUGGAUUGGAUUACCCAAGCGGAAGAUAUUGACCCCGAGAAUGAGGAAGAAGGUGGAGAGGAGAGCAAACGCAAUACCAGCAUGCCCACCAGCGAGACCGAGUCUGUGAACACGGAGAACGUGAGUGGAGAAGGCGAGAGCCAGGGCUGCUGUGGAAGUCUCUGGUGCUGGUGGAGAAGAAGAGGAGCCGCCAAGGCUGGGCCCUCGGGGUGUCGGCGGUGGGGUCAAGCCAUCUCAAAGUCCAAGCUCAGCCGUCGCUGGCGUCGCUGGAACCGUUUCAAUCGCAGAAGGUGUAGGGCUGCCGUGAAGUCUGUCACGUUUUACUGGCUGGUUAUUGUCCUGGUGUUUCUCAACACCUUAACCAUUUCCUCCGAGCACUACAACCAGCCUGACUGGUUGACACAGAUUCAAGAUAUCGCUAACAAAGUCCUCUUGGCUCUGUUCACCUGUGAGAUGCUGGUAAAAAUGUACAGCUUGGGUCUUCAGGCAUAUUUCGUCUCUCUCUUUAAUCGAUUUGACUGCUUCGUGGUGUGUGGUGGAAUUACCGAAACGAUCUUGGUGGAGCUGGAAAUCAUGUCUCCCCUGGGCAUCUCUGUGUUUCGGUGUGUGCGCCUCUUACGAAUUUUCAAAGUGACCAGGCACUGGACUUCCCUGAGCAACUUGGUGGCAUCCUUGUUGAACUCCAUGAAGUCCAUCGCUUCACUGUUGCUCUUGCUGUUUCUCUUCAUCAUCAUCUUUUCCUUGCUUGGGAUGCAGCUGUUUGGCGGCAAGUUUAAUUUUGACGAAACACAAACCAAGCGAAGCACCUUUGACAAUUUCCCCCAAGCACUUCUCACAGUGUUCCAGAUUCUGACGGGUGAAGACUGGAAUGCUGUAAUGUACGAUGGCAUCAUGGCGUAUGGGGGCCCGUCAUCUUCGGGAAUGAUCGUCUGCAUCUACUUCAUCAUCCUCUUCAUUUGCGGUAACUAUAUUCUACUGAAUGUCUUCUUGGCCAUCGCUGUAGACAAUUUGGCUGAUGCUGAAAGUUUGAAUACUGCUCAGAAAGAGGAAGCCGAAGAGAAGGAGAGGAAAAAGAUUGCCAGAAAAGAGAGCCUGGAAAAUAAAAAGACCAACAAACCGGAAGUCAACCAGAUAGCCAACAGUGACAACAAAGUUACAAUCGAUGACUACCGAGAAGAAGAUGAGGACAAGGACCCCUACCCGCCUUGUGAUGUGCCAGUAGGUGAAGAGGAAGAGGAGGAGGAGGAGGAUGAACCUGAGGUUCCUGCUGGCCCCCGUCCUCGCAGAAUCUCGGAGUUGAACAUGAAGGAGAAAAUCGCCCCCAUUCCUGAAGGGAGCGCUUUCUUCAUUCUUAGCAAGACCAACCCGAUCCGCGUGGGCUGUCACAAGCUCAUCAACCACCACAUCUUCACCAACCUCAUCCUUGUCUUCAUCAUGCUGAGCAGUGCUGCCCUCGCCGCCGAGGACCCCAUCCGCAGCCACUCUUUCCGGAACACUAUACUGGGUUACUUUGACUAUGCUUUCACAGCCAUCUUUACUGUUGAAAUCCUGUUAAAGAUGACGACCUUUGGAGCUUUCCUCCACAAAGGGGCUUUCUGCAGGAACUACUUCAAUUUGCUGGAUAUGCUGGUUGUUGGGGUGUCUCUGGUGUCAUUUGGGAUCCAAUCCAGUGCCAUCUCCGUUGUGAAGAUUCUGAGGGUCCUAAGGGUCCUAAGGCCACUCAGGGCAAUCAACAGAGCGAAAGGACUUAAGCAUGUCGUCCAGUGUGUCUUCGUGGCCAUCCGGACAAUUGGCAACAUCAUGAUCGUCACCACCCUUCUCCAGUUCAUGUUUGCCUGCAUCGGGGUCCAGUUGUUUAAGGGAAAGUUUUAUCGCUGCACAGAUGAAGCCAAAAGUAACCCAGAAGAAUGCAGGGGCCUCUUCAUCCUCUACAAGGAUGGGGAUGUCGAUAACCCUGUGGUCCGUGAGAGGAUCUGGCAAAACAGUGAUUUCAACUUUGACAACGUCCUUUCUGCUAUGAUGGCGCUUUUCACGGUCUCCACGUUUGAGGGCUGGCCUGCGUUGCUGUAUAAAGCCAUCGACUCGAAUGGAGAGAAUGUUGGCCCGAUCUACAACUACCGCGUGGAGAUCUCCAUCUUCUUCAUCAUCUACAUCAUCAUCGUAGCCUUCUUCAUGAUGAACAUCUUUGUGGGCUUCGUCAUCGUCACGUUUCAGGAGCAGGGAGAGAAAGAGUAUAAGAACUGUGAGCUGGACAAAAAUCAGCGUCAGUGUGUCGAAUACGCCUUGAAAGCACGUCCCUUGCGGAGAUACAUCCCCAAAAACCCUUACCAGUACAAGUUCUGGUACGUGGUGAACUCCUCGCCUUUCGAAUACAUGAUGUUUGUCCUCAUCAUGCUCAACACACUCUGCUUGGCCAUGCAGCACUAUGAGCAGUCCAAGAUGUUUAAUGAUGCCAUGGACAUUCUGAACAUGGUCUUCACUGGGGUGUUCACUGUCGAGAUGGUUCUGAAAGUCAUUGCAUUUAAACCUAAGCACUAUUUCACUGAUGCAUGGAACACUUUUGAUGCCUUGAUUGUUGUUGGUAGCGUCGUUGAUAUUGCUAUAACUGAAGUGAAUCCAACUGAAAGUGAAAAUGUCCCUGUCCCAACUGCUACUCCAGGGAACUCUGAAGAGAGCAAUAGAAUCUCCAUCACCUUUUUCCGUCUUUUCCGAGUGAUGCGAUUGGUGAAGCUUCUCAGCAGGGGGGAAGGCAUCCGGACAUUGCUGUGGACUUUUAUUAAGUCCUUCCAGGCGCUCCCCUAUGUGGCCCUUCUCAUAGCCAUGUUGUUCUUCAUCUAUGCAGUUAUUGGCAUGCAGAUGUUUGGGAAAGUUGCCAUGAGAGAUAACAACCAGAUCAACAGGAACAACAAUUUCCAGACCUUUCCCCAGGCGGUGCUGCUGCUCUUCAGGUGUGCAACGGGUGAGGCCUGGCAGGAGAUCAUGCUGGCCUGCCUCCCGGGGAAGCUCUGCGACCCCGAGUCGGAUUACAACCCCGGGGAGGAGUACACGUGUGGCAGCAACUUCGCCAUUGUUUAUUUCAUCAGUUUUUACAUGCUCUGCGCAUUUCUGAUCAUCAAUCUGUUUGUAGCAGUCAUCAUGGAUAAUUUUGAUUAUCUGACCCGGGACUGGUCUAUUCUGGGGCCUCACCAUUUAGACGAAUUCAAAAGAAUAUGGUCAGAAUAUGACCCUGAGGCAAAGGGAAGGAUCAAGCACCUCGAUGUGGUGACACUGCUGCGCCGCAUCCAGCCUCCCCUGGGGUUUGGGAAAUUGUGCCCACACAGAGUAGCUUGUAAGAGACUUGUUGCCAUGAACAUGCCUCUGAACAGUGACGGGACAGUCAUGUUUAAUGCAACCCUCUUUGCUCUGGUUCGAACAGCUCUUAAAAUCAAGACCGAAGGGAACCUGGAACAAGCUAAUGAGGAACUCCGAGCUGUAAUAAAGAAAAUCUGGAAGAAAACCAGCAUGAAACUACUUGACCAAGUUGUCCCUCCAGCUGGUGAUGAUGAGGUAACCGUGGGGAAGUUCUAUGCCACUUUCCUGAUACAGGACUACUUUAGGAAAUUCAAGAAACGGAAAGAACAAGGACUGGUGGGAAAGUACCCUGCGAAGAACACCACAAUUGCCCUACAGAUGCUUGAACGGAUGCUUUAGAAUUUUCUGCCUGAGCUACAGCACCAAGCUCGUUAGUCGGAAGGCGUUUAUGGCUAAGGCCUUGAAAGGGAAAAGUCUCAAGUGGGCUUAUUUCUACUGAAACAGCAUUUCGGGAGAAAUGCAGGAAAAAGCAAACCCGAGGCCCCAGGGAGACCCCUUCCAAGCAGAGCACUCCUCCUCCGGAAGGUGGAAGCAGGGCCGCGGCUCAGCUGCCGAGCCGUAGCCUCCUGUCGUGGACACUGCUCACAGUGGCUCUUUUUCAUGAAAGGGAACGUGCAAGUCUUAACAGUUUUCCCUUCCAAACAGACUCAGAGAAAGGGAAAGAGUGGGAAAGAGCAAAGGAGGGGGGCAGCCGCCCCACAGAGAAAUGAAAUGAACACAACUUCCUGAUACUGGCCAGUAAAACAAAACAAAACGAAAAAUUAAAAAAGUAAAAAGAUUAAGCAGACCUGCCUAAGGUGGGCAGCUGACUCCGUUCCAGAGUCCUACAUCCCUAGUUUGCCCGAACUCCCAAAGACUGGCAGGCCCCUUGGCGCUGAGCUGACAGAGUUCCUUUUAUAUGCCAGUCCGUCACGCCCUCCUGACCGUCCGGCUCCUGCUCUCUGCAGUGAUCCUGUUCAGAAUGCAGUGAGAAGUGGGCAGGACAGGAAGCUCAGAUUCACUCAUUUAAACUAACACAUACACCCGCAUGCCAAAACCAAUCCAGGCAACACCUCAGGUUCCAUCUUAACGUGUCCACGGGAAAUACCACCACACUCAAACCUCAUCCAACAUUGUCCGUCUUUAAUUCGUGCUCAAAGCCAGUCUGGGGAUGCCUCUUUGAAAACAGUGUGGUCUAGUUUCAAGGACACUGGGAGUCAGGGAACCUGGGUUCUAGUCCCAGCUCCAGCGUUCACUUGCUGCGUGACCUUGGGCAAGACACUUAACCUCUCUGUGCCUCAGUUUCCCCAUCUGUAAAAUGGGGGUAAUAAUGUCGACCUACCUCACAGGGCUGUUGUGAGGAAUAGCUAAGUGAUUGUAAAGCACUUUGAACGUAUAAUUGCUUAUUAUUAAGACUACAACAAUAAUAAUAUCAUAUGCUUGUUUACUACCAGAACUUUAAGAAAUUCUUGUUUUUCUUUGAUCUCUUUUCUGUUCUGUACUGUAGUUAUCCAUUGAGAAAGAGAAUUCUGCCCUUUUUAAGAUAUCAUGGAAAUGCAUACAAAUGUAAACAGAGGUAAUUCUGCAGGUUGUGUUUUCACAUCUUACGAACAGUAGAUUUUUUCCCAAGAAGUUGCUUCAUGAGACCGUCCCAUGUGAAAUUCUCAGCUGACUCCAAGCAGUGGUUAAGGAGUCAGUACAUUGACUGAGCCCAGGAUACCCAGAGGAGCCAAGCUGAGUUUUAAAAUCAAUAUUCAAAAGUAACUUUAGUGUCAAAACUUGAAGGUUCUGAAGUGUCUAGAGAAAGGAAGCGUUAUUAGCCCCCUUUGCCUGCCCUGGUCUAUGCAGACUGGAGGCUGCAUGUGCGCGUGCGGGCGAAUGAGGUGGGGAGGGCCCACAGAAUGUGGGGCAGCCCUGUUCCUGGCUGCACUCAUCCAAGACCAGGCAGACGGGGGGAGCAGUGUCACCGGUGGGAAGAGGCAUACUAGUGGAGGUCCUACAGGCUCAUCCUGUGCAUGACUGACACGGUCCCUCCCAGCCUUGAGGGAGGGUGAUCUGGUGAUGUCUUUUGUGCUGUGACCUUUGCCCUUUGGCCCCAGGGGUUCUCAAUACCAAGUGGUCUGGCCUGCCUGGACAUAAGUGGGCUCCCUAGCCUCACUAUGGAAAUGGGCCUGGCCACGGAUCAUGCUCCCAUGUGUGCGGAUUGUCUUAAGUCUAAGAACUCACAGUGGGUCUAAUGGAUUCUCACAGCAGAGUCCAUGGGGCCCGAGAUCAGGUUUGACUUCUUCACACAGCACCAUGGGUGGUGACAUGGGGAUGGAGUUGACAGCUGGUUAUCACACUCUGGUAUGGCUGGACCCCAUUUGAAGAUUUGAGGCAUGUCUGUACCUACUAGUUAACAGCUUGGCCCCAAUGCCCCAAGUCUCUUCACCCCCUGCCAACAUCCCAGCUCCUCUCCAGACCCCUCUGUGAUCCAGCAACUGAAGGGCUAAUGCCUGGCGAGGCGGGGCCUCUGAGACUCAACUGUGCUCUGCAGGCCUACUUCUGCUCUGAUUGGGUAGUGUCUAGGAUGUACCAGUUAUUAAGUAUUUGGUGUAUCAUCCCUGAAAAGGAAGCUGGCCAACCGUGUAGGCACAGAUGAGGGGCUAGUCCACCAUCAGACAGAUGAUCCCUUUUGUCUGUCUCUGACCCACCCUGAUGUCGAGUUUAUUAAAAGCUGAAGGACAGUAUGUGCUCACCCACUGUCUGUGUUGCUCCUGUCUCAGAGGGCCAGUGUGACCAACUGUCUUCUCGAUCUGUCUCCAUAUGCCAAAGCCUCAGCAGAACAGCCCUGAGCAAUUCACACGGCUGGUAAUUUCCACAUGCCUUUCUCCACAGUCCUUCCAAAUAAGUAAAUACUGGAAAAUGGUAACUUUCUAGAUGCGACUUAGAGAAUGGUUUAAAUGAAACAAGAGUCUUGCCCCACGUGGGCCUGGCUGUGUUGCUGAGUAAAGGCACUGGCUAUGGUUGGUAGCCAAGACCAGUUCAUGAAAGACGCCUGGAAAUGGUGGAGGCCACCUCUGGCCUUGCUCAAAGGGGAAACAAGGCUUCCCUGAGACUUCGUUUACAGUCAAACUGCAGGCGCCUCUCUCCUUCCUCCUCAAACCUUGGCAGAAGAGUAUGGCUUUAAAUGUAGAAAAGUUGUAGGAAAUGACUCGAGUUUGUUCUCUCAGAAUCUUCACAGACUCACUCAGCAAACUUGGUACCCAACACCGCAGUCCAUGGUGCUAAACUCUUAAGCUCCUGGAUGGAAGACACGCUGCAGGCCAGUAUCCAUCAGAGGGAAGCACGUGUAAGAUGGGGCAUGGGCAAAGGCUCUUCCUAGGUAGCUUACACUCUAGUGUGACCCACUUAAAAACUAAAUUAAUCCACAGGAUUCUGGGGUACUGGAUUCUCUGCUCUUUCUGAAAAGUGGGCAGUCUUUCCCCUCUGAGAAUAGUAAUUCUUAUUUUCAAAGUCUUUGAGAAGAUAGAAUUACUGAAAAGUUAAGGCAAGUUAUAUUAUGUAGGCAAAAGGUCUUAAUUAUCGUAGUAUGUUAUUGAAUAAUACCCACCUAGUACCCUCAUUAGCUCAAAUGUGUCAUGAUUGAGUUAUCCAUGGGAAGGAGCUUGCUAACACUUUCUAACGGUUCCAAGAUUGGGUAGGUACCUGUGUGAAUCCAUUCUCUCUGGCACACCAUAGGCCUAAGAGAGGCGGCUGUUUGGGGUAAGAGGAGGGGACACAUCAUGGCUAAGGCACAGUGAAGGCAAUCUGUUCAGAAGUACCACAGGCUAGCCCAGAGAAGCCACAGGAAGGACAUUUCUUCCAACGGUGGGGAAAGGUCAGCAGAAUCAUAGGAAUCCUGGAUGGAUGGAGUGAAGAGUCAGGUGCCUGAGGAAAAGAUGAUGUUGCCUGUCUGAGGAUGGGUUAUCAGCAGUUCUCAAACUUUUUGGUCUCAGAACCCGUUUAUGCUCUUAAAAAUUAUUGAGGACCCUUGUGUAUCAAUAUUUACUGCAUUAGAAAUUAAAACAGAAAUUUUUAAAACAGAAUAUGCAACCACAAAGAUGCCAGAGAGAUGACAUCAUCAUGGGUCAUGUAGCCUUUGGAAAACCCUUCUGCGCUCCCAUGAGAGAAUGAGAGUGUACAGGCAAAGGACAUCAUAGUAGUAGUAGUAUGCAAAUUGCAAUGACCUCAUGGAUCCCUGAAGGUGUCUUAGGGGAGCCCCAAGGUCCCUGGGCCACACUUUGAGAACUGUUGCUCUAGGGGAAGAAUCCCAAAUCCCCUGUAAGGAAAAGAGUGCUGGAGCCUCUUUAUGAUCUAUCUGGUAAGAGCCUUCUGCAUAUAGCACUGCCCCUAGCUUGAACCAUCCUCUGCCUCCCAGGCCCGUCCCUCAUCCCAGUCCCUCACCUGGACACGGAGCUGCCUGUGCCCCGGUGUGUCCAGCCAAGUUCACACUGAGAGAUGUUCCCCACAUGGCCACAUCUCACUGCCUGUGCCCAUCUAGAGGAAUGCUGGUCUGAACUAGUGUGUGAAUAGACACUGUUUUAAAGAUCUCAGCUCCUCAGAGUGGCACACCUGAGACAAGGACGUGUGCAGAGCAUAGGAUCAGUUUUCGUGAUACCUUGUGAUAAUUUGUUUCCACGCUGACUUAGUGAUAUAAGAGCUCUGCUAAGUUAGUUGAAAGGUUAACCUUGAUUGGGUAGCACCCCACGGUCAUUUUGGGUCACAGUUGUGAGUGAGUGAUGAUUGAGAAUUGAUCCCAGCACUCUUUCCUGUAGACCCAAAGACUUUCUCAUGGUGGUUGUUGAAGUGGGGCCAGCAUGGCAUCAUGAGCACCAGAAGCUUGGGGAUCAAGAGUCCUGGCCAAGCCUUUGCUAGUUGGGGCAGGUCACUUAACCAAAUGGGAAUAGUCUGGCCCACCCUCCCUUCCAGGAUAUAGUGGGAUGAAGCAUGUGAGAUCACAUUGACCAGUACAAAGAUGCCAUCAGAGAAGAAGUCAUGAUUUGUGGCAUCUGCUGAGCCUAAGUUUUAACUAAUACUCUCUUAUCAGAAAACUAGCAAGAAUUUCUCCAAUUCUGGUGUCAAACUACAACCAAGAAUCAAGGUGGAAUGAAAAUAGCUAGCUCUGUCAGAUUGUUUGCAGAGAAAUAUCAUAGAUUACUUUAGGUAAUUUUUUUUAAGUGUUCUUUACUUUUCUGAGUGAUGGUAACAAACUCAGUGUGUACAGCUGAGUGCAACCCCAGGGGUACCUUACAGGGUAAUGUUACAGCUGACUUUUCAGUGAGGCUCAGAAUCACUGUGGAUGACUCAGAGUGUUGUGCUCAUGAUUCUAAACCUUUAUAUAUAACUGAAAGACUGUUCAUAAUGGACACAAAGGCCACACCAUCUCAUUUUCCCUAGAGGAUAACAAUAACAAAAGAAAGGGAGUGCCCACGUGUGAUAUGUGUGUGCGGAGGAGGCAGGGGACAGCUUGUUAGAUGAACAGCUUUAUUCCAUAAGAAUUUAAUCUGCAGUCCUUUCUUCUGAUGGAGAUAGUGUAAAGUUAUCCCCUCUGAUUGGGUAGGGGCUGACUCCUGCUAACGGGUUAAUCAGAACUGCCUUUAACAAGAUGACUGUGCAGAGCCAGCCCUGGUGGGUGAAACCUGCCUGUGAUGGAGAGCAGGCUCUACCAGACACGGGCUCUUUGGCUGGAGUGUGAAAGCCUGGCCCUCACAUCCGAAGAUGAAUGGCCUGGCUCAGUCCCGACUGGAGACUCAGAUCUCUUAUCUGCACUGUUACAGUGUAGGUUCAGGAGGGGUUUCCGGGCAUUUUACGUGCUUGCUGUGGUGCCAAGAGCUGGCAGACUACUGGUGUGUCUGAUGGAGCUAGCUUAGGGAGACAGGCAGCAAAAGCAUUUCAUAUGCACCCAGGUAGGAAAAAUGUAACCCUGAAAGUGGGCAAGAGAAAGGAAGGUAAAUGAAUGUUCAUACUUGAUGUUAAAAUAUCUUACUUUUAUGCUAUUGCUUCAGAAAUAUUUAGAGAGAUUUUAUAGUUUGGGUUUUUUUGGUGACUUAACCAUUCAAUAGAGUAAAUAUCUAUAAAGUUCCAAUUAAAUGGUGUCUAAAAUUUCAAGCAGCAGUCUACAGGCAAAGCGCCAACAUUUCUUUUUUUAAAAAAAUAUUUAUGAUAACAUCUAGCAUUUAAAAAUCAACAGAAACUAGGCUUGAUUCUGUUUAAUAUUUUAUAUGAUUGGACAUCUUAAAUCAGUAAUGUUUAUAUUUUAUAGCAAUUUUGUGUUUAUUCGAAACCAUAAUUCUACUGUGAUGUUAAUGGAAUGACUUUAUAUGGCUUUAAUUGUAUUGGUUUAAGUGCUAAUGACCACAUUUCAAAUUAAAAUAGUAUUUUGCUGAUAGAAAUAGACACAGAUAUGAAAUAUGAAAGAACAGAUCAUUUUACUGAUUGUAAAGUGUUUAUUUCCAGGAAAAAAAUGUUCUUUUUUAGGGCUGUGAAAAAAAGUAAUUUUUUCAAGGAUUUAAGAUAGUUUUCUGCAAUUUUUGGAAUUGGAACUUGUGCCUAUGGAAUUUUUGGAGCAGCCUAAGCUACCUUUUAGCUUGAUAUGUGUGCUAGAAAAAUUCCAUUAUCAUGUUUUGUGAUAUGUAAUAAAUUCAGGGUGCUGUGCUUAAGCUUCGUUUCAGUUCAAGUUUGGGAACUUCUGUUUCCCUCAUUCCCAACCUUGGAAGACACCCCUACCCGCUGAAGCCCCCACCCCACCCCAGCCUUCCCCCAGUCCCACGAGAAAGAGUAAAGUCAGUCCCUGACUCCUAGGAGGUGUGUUUCUUCCUGUGUGGAGCAAGCAAAAUGUCAUCAUGAUUUCCAAACCUCUGCUUUCAUGUCUGGGGAGAGGGACAUACUCUCUCCUCCUCUGAUGUCUCUUUAAUAAAUAUGUUGUCGUUAUUUGUCUUUGAAAGUGGCCCCUCGGGUCACCUGUCAACCUUCUCCGUGAUUUAUGUUGCAAACAAAUUCUCUGUCCUGUGUCUGUUCACUGCACUUUCCUAAUCUUGUAUAUCAUUGAAGACAUGCUGGAGACAGUUUCUGUUUUUAUUAUGCAAUUAUGUUAUAUGUGUAUUUCAGUGAAAUGUCAACCCGUCAACAGAGGAUGAUGUUAAAAAUUAUCCAAAUAAAUAGUUUUCUAUUUCUUUUAAUCAGGCCUAGUUCAAUCAGUUGAAUGACAAUGAAUAGGAUUAUCUGUUGUUAUUUGAACUCAGGAGUGUGUUCCGGGCCCCUGCUCCCUGUAACGUGGACUAAGGUACAUGAUUUACCUGGAGGUGUUGACUUAGUGCACGGUCACCUGUGUUUAUUUUGUGUCGAUGGCAGCAGGUGUCUCAAAUCUGGUCUCCUGUUUGGGAGCCUCAGAUAUGUAACAGCCCUUUCUUCCCAGUGAUCCAGAGUCAGAUGAUGAAACCCUGGCUGGGCUUAUCUUCCCUUGAUAAUGGUGCCCUAAAAAACGCGGAAUGAAGGAAUUGCGGGCUGCUUCAUGCUGCCGGGCUCCACCUUCCUGCACAUGCCUGCAGCUCAGCUGUGUAAGAGCUUUCACCCACUUGACAUUAGAGUUGCCUUCUUGAUGUUUCCAUGAGAAUGGCAAGUUAGGUCUGCCUCCAAGCCAGAUGAUUCCCCAGGCUCAGAUGUGCUGGACUCAGGGAUCCUGAGAGAGGGAAAAUAUGUUUGCAUGUGCGUGUGUGUGUGCAUGCAUGUGUGAGUUCAUGUGUGUGUGUGUGUGUGUGUGUACAUGUGUAUGUGCAUGUGUGUCUGCAUCUUAUGCCUGUGACCAGAGGAACAGGAAAGUGAGAGGCAGCCUCACUGACCACACCAUGAACUCUUCUGGGUUUGGCCCUAGGACGUGUGUGUCUUUCCCCUACAAGACCACAGCAUUCCUAGCCAGGAACCUUAAAGCUUUGACCCCACGCAGCUCUUUCACCUCUACACUUCAUGAAAUGGAAGGACCUGCUGCUCCUCUCUUCAACACUGCUUCAAACCAGACCCAGUCUGGUGUGCCAUUUUUUACAGGACCAUCUCAUAGGCUAGGUGCUACUAAGGACAAGGUCGUCUUCACAAGAGCCUCUUGGGAAGUUCUCAUAUGACUUUCCAUUCUGAAAUAACGUUGUCACCCCUGUCAUCUGCAGAAAACCAGUCUGAGCAUUCCCACACCAGUGGGCCUAGCCCUGCCCAAUCUGGCCAGACUGCGGCUACCAUCCCAUCCCCUCCGCCAGCCCCCAACCCCCGCCACUGCUGGGUGUGUCUGAAGCACAGUCAUCAUGCUUUGUCUACUGCCCACUGCUGAGGGUUGUGGAGGAAGGACAGGGAAGUGGUCCCCUCCCCUGAUGACCCACCACUUGGCCCCGUUCUCCUCUGCAGACCACCCUGAGGUUGGAGUAUCUGCAGACGGAGCCCUGCACAGCCAGGCUCUCACACAUUCUCCAAGCCUUUAGUGGCUCUGAGUUGCAGACAGAUUGCCAGCCAACAAGGGGUUUUGCCCUGCUGCAGGACGGGUGACCUUGACCUGGGGGAGGUAGGAAAUGCCUCUUUCAGAUGCAAGCCUUUUGUGGAAAAGGUUAAGGGAGCUAUACUGUCCCUAUUAGUAUUUAAGUCAGCAUGCUAUUUUUCUUCAAAUUGAUGGUCAAAACAUCAUAAUUUUCUCAGAGUCAGCAACUACACCUUCCCCAUAUAUACUCCGUAAGCAUCUCAAAUGUUUCCCUAGUGAAGCUGGGAACAAUGGAAGGGUUUCUUCAGGCCCUGUCCUAAUGGAACGGGGCCCAGGGUGAGGAAGGCCUCUGUGAGGACCUUGGGGAAAUGCAGAAUGUCUGUGAGGGGCCUGGAGGGGGCACCUGGUGGGUCUCACACCACCUCCAGAGGCUGUUGAGCCCCUUUCAAUGUGUUGUGGUCUUCAAGAGGGUGGCCUGACUGUGGGCGCCUUCUCAGCCUGAGCGCAGGCUGUGGGCCAGGGCACCGCGGACGGACCUGGAGGCUGGCACUGCACAGUAGCCCAGGUCUGUGUGCAUGUCGGUCCAUCCAUCAUGGUCCUGAGUGUGCUGGUGGUUGUAGUGUGUGUGUCACCCCCUCGUUCCCAUGGCUUCUUAGCAGAACCAGUGGCCCUGAUGGCAGCUUGGUCUGCUUGCCCUCUGGCACUUGUACCCAGGCUUCCUCAUGCUGGACACAGCCAGCGAGUCCUUGCCACUGUCCCUCUAGAAUAGCCAGGCUGUGCUCCUUGCCCUGUCUGGGGCUCCAGGAGGUGGUGCUCUGCAGGCCAUCCUUCUGUAGACUGGCAUUUGGGCCCUUGGCCAUGGCAGACCUGAGUACCAGGCCAUGUUCCCUGCAAGUGCAGGUAUUUGGAAAGGUUACUGGGUUGAGGGCCUCAAACAUCCCAGCCGAUGCUCAUCUUGAACUCCUGAGUGCCCCCUACAACCCUGAGGCUGCAGGGACUCCUUCAAUUCCAUUCAAACAAGCGGCCCGUUCCCUGGGCUGUCCUUUGGAGAAACCUUCCCCUCCUACAGCUGAAUCAGGCAGGAGCAAAGCCAGGACCCAGGUCAGUCCCAGGGCGCCCGUGUUGUCUAAUCUGUUUUGCCGUUUUCAUUGAUCUAGGCGGGAUUAAGGACACUGCAUGACAUUGGGCCUGAAAUCCGGCGUGCUAUAUCAUGCGAUUUGCAAGACGAUGAGCCCGAAGAAACAAAACGAGAAGAAGAAGAAGAUGUA
Messenger RNA from Equus caballus (horse), 14828 nucleotides. The record is from RefSeq and is a predicted model, not a curated record. Lineage: Eukaryota; Metazoa; Chordata; Mammalia; Perissodactyla; Equidae.